Messenger RNA from Mycosarcoma maydis (corn smut), 1716 nucleotides. Its product is annotated as serine C-palmitoyltransferase LCB1. The record is from RefSeq and is a predicted model, not a curated record. Bases 1 to 1716 code for a protein of 571 amino acids. Lineage: Eukaryota; Fungi; Basidiomycota; Ustilaginomycetes; Ustilaginales. The transcript has a single exon. Gene Ontology annotation, biological process: ceramide biosynthetic process; sphingosine biosynthetic process. Gene Ontology annotation, cellular component: endoplasmic reticulum. Gene Ontology annotation, molecular function: serine C-palmitoyltransferase activity; pyridoxal phosphate binding.
AUGGGCUCAGAAGCGUUAGCCUCCGACCACACAUCCGCAGCAGCCUUGGCGCUGACAUACUACUUUCAAGCUGCUGCAAACCUGGCCGCUGAAAACUUCAAAAAGAUCCCUGGAAGUGCCAUCAUCGCACGCUACGUCGCGAGUAGCUACCAAAAUGAUCCUAUUCGAUCCCUUCUCGAGCUCUUUCUCGUCCUCUUUGCUGUUCGAACCGUUUUGCAGAGCAGAACACGCGGCGGUGCAAGCGGCAAGAACUUUGUCAACCUUUCCGCAAAGGAAAUCGAUGAUCUCGUCGCUGAGUUCAAGCCUGAGCCCCUGUGCGCCCCUCUCACGCCCGCCGAAUCGCGCGAGCUUGCAUCAAUUCCUACUAUCAUCGGAGGCGCUGGCAGCAAGCCCAAGAUCAGCCUCGCAUCCCACAAUGCCGGAAAACCAACCCAGGUGACAAACCUUGCCAGUUACAACUUUACCAAUCUUGCUGCUCACGAAGCUGUCAAGGACAAGGCCAUCGAGACUCUGCGAAACUACGGCGUGGGAAGUUGCUCACCUCCCGGCUUCUACGGUACCAUCGAUGUACACAUGCAGCUCGAGUCAGAUAUCGCUCGCUUCCUGGGAACGCAGAAUUGCAUCAUCUACAGUCAAGGGUUCAGCACCAUCUCUUCCGUCAUCCCCGCAUUCUCCAAACGUGGCGACAUCAUCGUUGCCGAUCGUGGUGUCAACUAUGCUAUUCAGAAGGGCAUCCAGAUCUCUCGAUCCACGGUCUACUGGUAUGACCACAAUGAUAUGGAAUCACUACAGGCCGUUCUCGAGCAGGUCAAGCGCGACACGAAACGAAGAAACGGUCCUCUCACUCGUCGCUUCAUCGUCACCGAAGGCGUGUUCGAGGCCGAUGGCGCUUUGAGCAAUUUGCCCAAAAUUCAAGAGUUGAAGAAACGAUACAAGUUCCGCCUCGUUCUCGAUGAGAGCAUCAGCUUCGGCACGGUCGGCGCAACCGGCCGCGGCCUCACAGAGCUCUUCAACAUUCCCGCUUCCGAAGUCGAGAUCCUCGUCGGAUCUAUGGCUAACACGCUCGGCGCUGCCGGCGGCUUCUGCGCCGGGUCAGACGAGGUCGUUUACCACCAGCGUAUCAAUGGUACUUCGUUUGUCUUCUCCGCUGCCUUGCCCGCCUUACUCGCUGUGGCUGCCAGCACCGCCAUUUCCUACAUGGUUGCACAACCUUCGAUUCUCACCACGCUCCAAGACAAUGUCAAGACGCUUCGUUCAAUUUUGGACCGCGUCGAAUCGCUUCGCAUCUCGAGCGAUCCACGCAGCCCUCUCGUUCACAUUCAGGUCCGCAGCAAAACCGACCGUCACCCAGAUACACCCGCCGACAAGUUCGACAAGGGCAAGAACAGCCUUUCCGUCGGCGACGUCAGUUUGACACUGACCAGCAGUAACGACGAAAAGCGCAUAGCCGCUGCAGGCCCGCAGGAACACGAUCUCUCGGUCGACCAACAAACGAGAUUGUUGCAGGCGAUUGUCGAGGAUGCGUUGGAGCAUGGCGUUUUCAUUACCAGGAUGAAGAGGCUGCCAAGUAUCAAUCCCAAGGUGCUGGAGGUGGCGCCCGAGUCGAGACCCAACAUCAGGAUUGCUGUCAGUACGGCAUUCACGAAAAAGGAGAUGGAGAAGGCGGCUAACGUCAUCAAGGCCAGCGCGGUCAAAGUUCUUGGCAAGAGGAGGUAG